UUGGCAACGAUAUUUGCUGCGAAUGCUUCUGUUCUCGUACUAGGAUUUUGCCAUAACGAUCCUUUACUUGUUAAUCGUGUGAUCUCAUGGGUUAUAGCAGCUGUUUCAAUUGUCUCCGAAAAGUGUUCGGGCAAAUCAAUCUUGCCGAAUCUACCAAUUUUUCUAAUCCCGUUUUCCGAUACCUCUUGUUGAUCACCCGUACUUUGGUCAAAAAUUAUUGUACGGUUCUUCAAGGUAACAUAAAUAUUUUUAUUCAAUUCACAGUCUGAAUCUCCUGGAUUCGAAUGAAUAAUGAGGGUCUUUGUAUCCAAAAAUCCAUGUUUCUCAUGACCAUGGAGGUUA
Messenger RNA from Meloidogyne enterolobii, 342 nucleotides. NCBI's taxonomy places the organism in Eukaryota, Metazoa, Nematoda, Chromadorea, Rhabditida, Meloidogynidae. The record is from the annotation of a GenBank genome assembly.